UCAUUGAAGGAUUUUUUAUAAUCAUGGAGGGGUGACUUAUUGAGCAAGGUGAUGAGGUGCUGACCUGGGAUGACCUCUUAGAACUUGACUCCACACACGUUGAUAUAGACACUCUGAAACCAUGAUGAGAAGGUUUUUGAAGAGCCAGAAGGGCCGGUUCUCCCUUCGCCAAAGCCGAUCGGGAUCCCGAAGCGCCUCAAAAGACUUCUACCCAAACCCGAACAUGCUGAGAGAAUUUCCACUGAAUAUUGGAGAUUUUGCCCUGCCUGCAAAUAACCAGGGCUGGCCAGAAGAAUUUGGCUUUAAGCUGGGUGGAGAUGGACCCAGUUACAUCCUCUCUGUGGUGGAGGGAAGCAGUGCAUUCAUGGCCGGCCUGCAGCCAGGCGAUCAGGUUCUGGAGAUCGAUGGGCAGAACGUCUCCUCUUUUAGCACUAAAGCUCUCAUUGCUUUGGCCCAGACCCUCAAGACGGUGCCACCCAGCAUUGGAGUCGUGUCAAGAAUUGAACAGAUGGACAUUGCCCCAGGGCCUGAUGGUCGUUUUGGCUUCACCAUAGUGGGAGACAGCCCCCUGUUGGUGGAGGACUGUAUGCCCAACUCUCCAGCAGGACGGAGUGGACUGCGAGCAGGUGACUAUGUGAUGGAGGUGAAUGGGAUUCCAGUGAAACAGCACGAGACGGCGGCCGCCAUGAUCAAGGCCUCUCAGGGACGUACGCUUCGUCUGGGUGUGCUCCGUAUAAAUCGCUGGAAGAAACGGACGAGCACCAGUAUGAAAGAGACCUAUCAGAGCGGAGACAUCGUCAGACAGGACCGCAAGUACAAAGCUCUAGAGUUCAACAAGAAGGUCGAGGAGAUUUUAGGUGAGGAGCCUGAAGUGAAAGAGAGGCUUUUUGAUUUGCUGAAGCAGUAUGCAAGUGAGAGGGAUGUUGAAGGGCUGGCUUCCACCCUUCCAGAAAUACUGCUCACUGAGGAGCAUCAGCAGCUGAUUGACAGCAUCAGGAUCUUCAUCCCUAAGAAGCACAGGCAGCGUUUUGACGAGAUGGUCUCUCAGAGUCUGAUGAGUCGCUUGAGGGGUCGAAGUUUCAGCGAGCACAGGAACAAUCGGCUUCGUCGCAGCCGGAGUGAAGACCACCCUGAUCGUCUGCUGUCUGUGUCCACUCGAGCCAGCUCCGUGCCCCGGACCUCCAAUGAGGAAGUGGGGAUGCCACCUGCCCGUGGCCUCCGCAAGACCACCUCACUCAUCGCUGGACACUCCAGCUCUUUCUCAGCUCGCAGGACAGUACGAGUAUACAAAGGGAACCAGAGUUUCGGGUUCACUCUUCGUGGUCAUGCUCCAGUCUGGAUUGACUCUGUAAUACCAGGCAGCCCUGCUGAGAAAGCAGGUCUCAAACAUGGAGACCGCAUCCUGUUUCUCAACGGUUUGGACAUGAGGAGUUGUUCACAUGAGAAGGUGGUGUCCAUGCUGCAGGGCAGUGGAGCAAUGCCCAGCCUGGUGGUUGAGGAUGGACCACCAGCCUUCACCAUGACUGAACCUGAGCAGGUAGAGAUGUCUCCUCGCUCCCGUGCGCCUGUGCUCAGCUCUCUACAGUGGGUUGCUCAGAUCCUGCCUUCCAGUAUCCGUGUACAGGGUCGCACCUUUAGCCAGCAGCUCGAGCACCUCCUUACCCUCCAGGAGAGAUACACCAUCUGCAAAUCCCUAGAGGCCUUCUUCCAACACAGAAAUGUAGACACUUUGAUUGUGGACGUGUUUCCAGUGUUGGAUACCCCGGCAAAGCAAGUGAUCUGGCAGUUUGUUUACCAGCUGCUUACCUAUGAAGAACAGGAACACUGCCAAAACAAAAUCUCACGAUUCCUUGGCUAUAAAGUCACACUACCAGCAUCAGAACCUGAACAUCCAGCCCAUGAGCCUCACCGGCGCAGCAGCUCCAUGAAGGUCACAGGAACCACCUACAGAAGCAGUGCGAGGGAACGCAUCUCAGAUGAUCUAGUUAUUGGCACCCAUCUGGGAAUGGGGAUUUGCACUGAGCCGGUGGAGGUGGCACCUAUGAGACUGACUCCUGGAGAGAGACAAUCAGGGGAUGGAACUUCUUUACCAGAGACGCCCAACAAUCUCACCAAUCUGUCAGCAGUGUAUGCCGAGCUAGAGAAUGUCUAUGCUGGGAAGAGAUCCAAAUCCCUGAAGAGUCGACCCCCUCCGACUCAUGACACACUGGUUAGUGUGGAUGUCUUCCCACACUCUUCCUCACAGCCUGUAAGGGCUCACUCGUCUUCUCCAUCUGUUCGGGCCACUUCAGGGAGCCGCAAAUGUACAUCAGCGCAGCCUGCACCUCCUCCCCACCAGCAUGAAUCUUGGAAAGAGGAGCUGUCCCUUAGUCCCCAGUGCCCUUGCUACCCUCCAGUUCUUCCCUCCCAAACAAGUGCUGAGUCCAACCCUUACAUCAGUUUGGACAGCCCAUCUCUCUCUCCACCCUCUCCACCCGAUUACCCUGCGAGUCCACCCAUUCGCAAGAAGCGUUACACCUUCUCACGCCCGCCCCGUACCCCGGACACAGAUCUGUUUAUGGAGGCCCUGAGUGAGCAGCUGGGACAGCAGUUAUCUGUGGAUGACUUUCUAUCACCAGAGAAUGACUAUGAAGAAGAUGUUGUCCAGAUGACCUUCCAGAAUGAGGAAGAGGAGAUAGAGGAGGAAGAGGAGGAGGAUGAGGAAGAGGAGGAAGAAUACAUGCCUCCAGAGCUAAGCAGUCCAAGCGAAGUGCAUAGUAGCAGCGAGGAUGCCAGCUCUCUCACAUACUCCUCUAGCUCCGAGCACAUUCCUCCACCCCCUCUGACUCCUCCACCCCCACCCCCUGUCCAAUUCAACGACCCCCCUCCACCUGCUUGCUUCACCCCUGACCAUGCACCCCGUCAACUCACCUUCCGUCGCCACCCUGGACCUCCACCACCACCUCCGCCAAGGGCUAACCCGCCACCUAAACGGCAGUCAAUUCACAAGGUGUUGCCCUCCCAUGACGAGAUGAUGACCCAACACCAAGUCCUUCAGGAUCAUCACUCACUUCCAGUACAAACCACAGCUAGCCACUCCCAGCAACCUCAGCAGCAGAUGCACCAGUCUUUGCCCCCUAUACCUUCUCCAGAUACAACCAUCCCCGGUCACACAGUGUAUGAGAUGCACCAUCAGGUUCUUCCGACUCACCAGAUUCAUCAACACCACCAGAUUCAACAGAGUCAUCAGAUGCAUCAAGGUCAUCAAAUUAAACCAAGCCACCAAUCACAGUCGAGUCAUCAAAUGCACCAAAGUCAUCAUACACACCAGACUAUUCCUACUCAGCUCUCUAGCUCCAUGGAUAGACUUGAUAGGAUUGAUCAAAAUGAAUGCUCAGAUAGACAUAUCUAUGAGAUGCAGUCCCAACCCUCGCAUUCAGAUCAAGAGAUUUACCAUGCUUAUAAGAUUCAUCAGAGUCAUCAGGCUCAUCUCUCGAGUUCCAUGGACAGGCUUGAUAGAUUGGAACAGAUGCAGCAUUUGGAGCGUAUGGAGCGGAUUGAGAGGCUGGAGAGAGCGGAUCGACAAAUGCAUCAGGCGCACAUAGUUCAAGCCAUUUCUCAAGCUAUUCAUCCAUCUCAGCAGCCUCAUCAGACUCAACAACAGUACCACCACCAGACACAUCAGACUCAUCAAGCCUACACGCCAACCCAGCCUCCAAAACCAACUCGCCACAUUCACCAGAUUGAACACAUUCACCAGGUUCAGCCCAUUCAGACUGCUCCUCAGUACCACCAGAUUCAUCAACCACACCAACCUCACCAGACACAACAGAUUCUGUCCACCUUCCAGCCCCAUCCUUCGCAACAACAACAGCAACAACAGCUUGACCAGCAACAGCAGAUGCAGCAGCAGCAACAGUUUCAACAGCAGCAUCAACUUCAACAACAGCAGAUUCAGCAGCAGCAAAUUCAGCAGCAGCAAAUUCAGCAGCAACAGAUGCAGCAGCAGCAGCAACAACGCUCCACUCCCUCCAUUGUACAGGCCAGACAGAGUCCUCAACCCAUGUACCAAGAUCAUCACCAUCAUCACCACCAUCAAGGCCAUGAUGACGCCCAAUCUCAAGCGCAACCACCAAGUACACCCCAACAUCAAAUCCACCACCACACUGAGGAAUCCACUGUGGAGCCACCACCUCCACCACCUUUACCCCCACCUUGCGUGCCUCCUCCUCUCCCAAAGUCCUCACCACAAAAAUCAGAUUCCAGUCAUAUGAGUGUGAAGAGGUUACGCUGGGAACAGGUGGAAAAUUCAGAGGGAACCAUUUGGGGACAGUUGGAAGAAGACUCUGAUUAUGAUAAGUUGAGUGACAUGGUGAAAUAUCUCGACUUGGAGCUUCAUUUUGGGACACAAAAGAACCCUGUUUCUCUUCCAGAGCCCUUACCUCAGACAGAGACUUUCAAAAAGAAAGACUUUGUAGAGAUUCUCUCCCAUAAGAAGGCCUACAAUGCUUCAAUCCUGAUUGCCCAUCUGAAGCUGUCACCAGGUGAACUGCGGCAGGUACUGAUGACGAUGUCGAGUGAGCGGUUGGAGCCUCCACACAUUAAACAGUUGUUGCUGUAUGCACCAGAUGAUGAUGAGGUCAAACAAUAUGCACAGUACAGAGAUGACCCAAGCAAACUCAGUGAGCCUGACCAGUUUGUCCUACAGAUGCUUUCAGUGACAGAGUAUAAGACCCGAUUGAAAAGCUUGCAUUUUAAGACUACAUUACAAGAGAAAACCGAAGAGAUGAGAGGGGCCUACGACUGCAUUUUCAAGGCUUCACUGGAGCUCAAGAACAGCAGAAAACUGGCCAAGAUUCUGGAGUUUGUAUUGGCCAUGGGGAAUUACCUGAAUAAUGGCCAACCAAAGACCAAUAAAACAACUGGCUUUAAGAUCAAUUUUCUUACUGAACUCAGCACCACCAAAACAGUAGAUGGAAAGUCAACAUUUCUUCAUAUCCUGGUGAAAUCAUUGUGCCAGCACUUUCCUGGGGUUCUGGACUUUGGCAAGGAGCUUAUGACAGUGCUACAAGCUGCCAAAGUAAAUCAGAAAAACAUCACCUCUGACUUUAAUGACCUACAUGCCACAAUCCAGGACAUUCGUUUAGCCUGUCAAAAGAUGCCAACCAGUGCCGAGGAUCGUUUUGCUGUUGUUAUGAGUGGUUUUCUGGAAAACAUUCACCCUGCGGUGCAGUCUCUAGAGUCUCUACAGCAGAGAGCGAUGGAGGAGUUCUGUAAAGUCGCAUCCUUCUUCGGCGAGGAUGGAAAGGCCGCCACCACAGAGAGCUUCUUCGGUAUCUUUGCUGAGUUCAUUGCUAAAUUUGAGAGAGCUCUGAACGACAUCCAGACCACAGAAAACCCUCCGCGCAGUCCCAGGAGUCCCCGCACGGCCUCUCCUUUAGCCUGGUGAAGAAAUCACCCACAUCUGUCCAACAUUGUCACUUACAUAUACUUCAAUAUAUACUAGUCCACAAUGAAGUGGUAAUUCCUGGACACUGUAGCAAUAGCGUGCAAAUCCCGCAAGUGUCCUGCUGAGAUGUAUAGGUGCAUUUUGAAAACAAGUACAGAUUGCACAGGACUGCUACUAUAGAAGGAUCAAUGGUGCAGGGAAAUGGCACAAAUGGUUUUAAAGCCACCUCUUGUUUAGAUUUAGUGAAAGGAUCUGAAGAAUUGUGUACAGGAUGAACCUGCUACCGAUUGUUUUUGUCACCGCGAAACAUUUUUGCUUCUUUCAAAUUGACAGGUCAAAAAUUGGGGCAAAAAUUGCCACCAAAGUUUUUUCUGUGUUUUUUUGUAAACCUAAUAUGUGGAUUUAGAUAAGAAACUGUAUAUUAUAUUUAAUAUGAAAUGUAAUUAACAUAACUGAAAGGGUGAAUUCAGGUAAACUGGGCUACUUUUUGACACUCAUUUGAAUGUUAAACGUGACCCAGUUUACCUGAAAUCACCAUAUUAAUAAAGUUGUUGUUUUGGGAAAAGUGCUUUGCUAAACAAUGUAUCUUAAAUGUCUUUGGGUUCAGAUUUAUUAAUGAGUCCUUGUUAAAAAAGGUGUUUUAUUAAGCAACUAACUAUUUGAAUCAAAGUGUUGACAAACUGAUCAAAUGUAAUUUCUCAAUGUAUUGUGCAAUAUAUUACAAAAUGAAGAAUACUAAUAAAUAACUGCAUAGACAGAUAUAUAUUAUAGUAGCUACCAGAGAUGCAGUCAGAUCUUAUAUUGCUUUGCUAGUUGUGGGCAAAUGUAAUAAAUGUGAACAUAAAAUAGAUUUUACUAUACAUAUUUGCUAUUUUUAUUUAAUAGUACCUUUAUGCUGCUAGCUUGCUUCUAUUCAUUUGGCCCAUAGUGAAUCAUAUAAUACUCAUGUAUCAUGCUGUUAAUUGCACAAGAAUGUUUAAAUACUAUAUGGGACUUUCCAUAUGAUUUGUAUUAAACUAUCCGAAUGUAAAAAUUCUGCAAAUAUUAUCCUCCGAGUUAAAGUGCUGAUUGUGAAUCUGUGUAUUUAAUAUUUGAAUCAAUAAUGAUUCGAAUUUGUACAUCAUCGAUUUUGUGUUGUGAGUAUUUUUAUUAUGUUUUUAUGAUCAAAGCACACUUCAUAGCUGUCAUUUAUUAUUGUUGUUUUUAUUAUUGAUUUGUUGAUCAUCCUGGAUAUUGUUGUUUUAUUUUAAGGAAGUAAUCAAGAAUUUUAAUGACUACUUCAUGUGUACGCUUUCAGUAGAUUGGAUGUAUGACCAAAAGAACUGAUCAUUGAAAACUGGAAUAUCUAACCUGAACUUGAAACUGCCACAGAUGUCUGCCAAAUUAGUGGUUAGUGCUGAUGAAUGCAACAACAAAAACUCAUUUAUAACCUAAAGCAAAUACCACACUUGUAGAGCAGUACAGCACUUUUACAAUCAUUUAUUCAUUUGAGAAACUACAUUAAGGUUAUUUUUAGAGAUUACAAGUUUUCCUUUUGUAAUGUGUUAUGUUUAAUAAUUGUUGACACCUAUAUUAAGUAACCGUGUAUAAACGGUGUUGCAACAAUGUUCUGUUUUCAUUACUGUUUUAGCAAUAAA
Molecule: messenger RNA, 7065 nt
Organism: Xyrauchen texanus (razorback sucker)
Lineage: Eukaryota; Metazoa; Chordata; Actinopteri; Cypriniformes; Catostomidae
Gene: grid2ipa
Product: glutamate receptor, ionotropic, delta 2 (Grid2) interacting protein, a
Exons: 24
Coding region: 122-5428 (1768 amino acids)
Biological process (GO): regulation of DNA-templated transcription
Molecular function (GO): protein binding
Source: RefSeq, a predicted model, not a curated record